This is a messenger RNA of Oldenlandia corymbosa var. corymbosa, 1864 nucleotides long. Lineage: Eukaryota; Viridiplantae; Streptophyta; Magnoliopsida; Gentianales; Rubiaceae. The record is from the annotation of a GenBank genome assembly.
CUAAUAUCUAUUUUUUCUCAUUUGACCUAUUCCCGCGCCAGUAGCAUAUCCUCCUAUCUUCCCAACGGCUUAUACGCGAACACUUUCAGCCCCAUGCACAGUUCAUGCAUUUAUUACGUACCCCCCGGGAAACCUAGUGUUUAACUAACCAGUUUUGUUCCUCCAGGUCGAGCCCUAUAUAAUGCCGUUUGAAUGCAGUGCAUGGAAGCAUAGUAAGUGAAGUAAGAAUCUUACUUAGAAGCUUACUAAAGAAAUGGGUUCUUCUCAAAAAUGGAUGUGUGUUACACUUCUUUUGUUGAGUGUGGUGAGUGUUGCUUUUGCAAAGAUUGAGACUGAAAGAUGGGGAAAUGAUGAUUGUCAGUUCGGUCGGAGAGGUUGUGGUUUCAGAGGGAGAGGAAUUGGGGGAGGUUUCGGUGGAGGACACGGUGGCGGAGGAGGAUUUGGAGGUGGAGCUGGGGGUGGUCUUGGUGGGGGAGAUGGAGUUGGUGGCGGUGGAGGUGGUGGUGUAGGAGGUGGUUCUGGGCAUGGUAGUGGUUUCGGAGCUGGUGUUGGUGGAGGAAGUGGUAGUGGACUUGGUGGAGGUGCUGGCGGUGGUGGCGGAGGCGGAGGAGGAGGUGGUGGACUUGGAGGUGGAUCCGGUCAGGGUGGUGGAUUUGGCGGUGGUGUAGGAGGUGGUGCAGGAGGAAUUGGUGCUGGUGGGGGAGGAGGAAGUGGAGGUGGAGGCGGAGUUGGUGGUGGUUCAGGACACGGAGGUGGAUUCGGAGGAGGCGUUGGCAUUGGUGGAGGUGGUGUAGGCGGAGGUGCUGGAGGCGGAGGCGGAGGCGGAGGUGGUGGCGGAGAAGGUGGACCUGGAGGUGGAUCUGGGAGUGGAGGAGGAUUUGGUGGUGGCGUAGGAGUUGGAGCAGGAGGCAUUGGCGGAGGAGCUGGUGGAGGUGGUGGCGGAGGAGGAGGAGGCGGCGUUGGUGGAGGAUCAGGUUACGGUGGUGGAUUUGGCGGUGGUGUAGGUGGUGGAGUCGGAGGAGGUGCUGCUGGAGGUGGAGGCGGAGGUGGUGGUGGUGGAGGCGGCGGCGGAGACGGCCUUGGUGGAGGUUCUGGACACGGAGGUGGAUUUGGCGGUGGGGUAGGAGGAGGAGCCGGUGGAGGCGUUGGAGGUGGCGGUGGAUUCGGAGGUGGCGGUGGCGGUGGAGUCGGAGGAGGAUCCGGUCACGGAGGUGGUUUCGGAGGAGGUGUAGGAGGUGGUGGCGGCCUUGGAAGCGGUGGUGGCCUUGGCGGUGGCGGUGGUGCAGGUGGAGGUGGAGGUGGAGGAUUCGGAGUAGGCGUCGGUGUCGGCGUUGGGGUUGGGUUUGGUGCUGGGGCUGGCGCUGGCAAAGGUGUAGGUGUUGGGAGUGGUUCCGGCGGUGGAGCAGGAGGCGGACGCUAAGAAACAUGAAGUCGCCGAUACCUUUUGAGUCUCACAUAGUGCUCUCGUUUGUUAUUUUGUGUCAUCGAAUUCAAUCUGCAAAACCUCAUCUGUUGUUGGAUUUAAUGUCUAAUUAAGAACGUGUCAAUAUAUGUACGAGUCUUAUAUAGUCUGAUGAUAUCAGGGAUGAAAAUCUAUGUAUUAUCAAUCAAUCACUUACAACAAUUUGAUUUGAAUUGAUUCAGCAUGGGUUCUAAAGAUUAAGUUAAGCUCCAACAGAUAUAGUAUGCAUUUUCUAAUUUGCAAACUUUAUCAGCAUUCUUGUUUGCUUCUGCUUGUGGACUUAGGGCCAAAGUUUUAAUUAAAGACUUCUCUCUGCAAUCCUUUUAUACGAACGUCGGGAUGCAAUUUUGAUACAGUCGUUGUAAUGGUUUGCAGAAGAUCAAAGUUCAACCACAACCCUAG